GUAGAACGAGAAAGAACAAGAAUGAAGCAGAGACAUAAGUUAAAAUUGCUUGACCAGAGGACAACAGGGACCCAGAGGGAACAAUGAAAAAAGUAACUGACACUCAGACACAAAAACAACGAAAGACAGACUGAAACAUAAGAUAUAUUCAGGAAGAAGGUGAAUAGCACCAGGACUCCAGCUGACCCGUACAGGACGAAUACAGAGGACCAAAUCACAAUGGACUAUGAACCAAAGAAAGCCAAGAAGGGAUUUGUAUCUCCUAUUAAGAGGCUGGUCUGGUCCAAAUCCAGUCGCAGACCAGUGGAUCGAGGCUGUGUUUACCGCCGCCCACUGCACACUGUCCCCCUCUACCCUCCAGACUACCUCAUCCACCCUGAAAGACUCAUCUUUGACUACAUAGAAAAGGAGGUCAAGUUCCUUGGUCACCUGACUUGGGUGUCAGUUUCACUGAACCCCUCCAGCCGAGAUGAGCUGCUACAACUACUGGACACAGCCAUGCAGUUGAAAGUGCUGCCACUGAAGACCAGCGUGGAUCAGGACUGUAUUCUGAGUCUGUCUGCUCGCUGUCUGCUGCUGACUUGGAGAGACAAUGAGAAGCUGCUGAUGAGGAUUCCCACACAUGAGAUCGCUGCUGCCUCUUACUUGCGAGAUGAUGCACUGCACCUGCUGGUCCUCAAGACAGGUCUGAACGUGGAUACUGUGGUCGCUGGGGAUGACAGUCUGGACAGAAAAAAGCCAAUAGGCAUCGAAGGGAGACGUCAAACCAUGAGCUGCAAUGCAGAUCCACGCCCUUCUGGGGGCACAAUGGAGCGACGACACACCAUCUGUGGACUUGACUGGAGGCCAUCACUUUCCAGGAGUAACCACGACAAAAACCAGAACAUGGAGAGAGGAUGUGGAGGAGGUGCAGGGGGAGAGAGAGGAGGAGGAGGAAGCCUAGAGAGGAAGAGAGUAGGAGGAAGCUGGGAAAGGAAGCCGCAAGCACGUAAAACAGGAGGGAGCUGGGAGAACCGCAGAGCAAGGCCUAUGAGUGGGAACUGGGGGUUGGGUCCAGGAGGUGGUGGUGGAGGGAGCUGGGAGAGGAGGCCUGGAGGAGCUGGGAGCUGGGAACGGAAGAGCUAUGGCAGCUGGGAGAGGAGGAACCACAACCCGCUGGAGCCCACGCCCUGCCCUGACGCCUACUGCAACCUGGUCAUCCUGGCUGUGGAAAACCGGGAUGCUGCAGAGGAGUACUGUUCUCUGAUCUGUCAAAUGUUCCAAAUCAUUUAUGGCCAUCAAACCAUUGAGUGUGUGGACAGGGCUGGGUUUCAUCACACCAUGCCGGACCGCUAUUGGCUGCAGAGGAGUGACAGCUGUCUGACUGACAUGUCCUACAGUUAUGACCCAGAGUUUAGCUGCUGCAGCUCAUAUGAUGGUUCCCAGGAUGCCUUUGAGCUCUACUACAGUGAGACAUACAGUGAGAGUUCAUCUCUGUCGCUGCAGGACUCCCAUCGUAGUCUGGCUUCAGCCAAUGAUGCAGGAGACAGCAACCCUGACCUGCUGCUGAUGCAGGAAUAUAUGAUCACUGUACGUAACAAGCUGAGUCCAGUGGAGUUGCAGCAGUUUGCAGUGCUGCUGAGAGAAUACCGACUGGGAUCAAACAUUGAACACUUCUGCUCCGAUCUGCUGCAACUGUAUGGAGACAACCGCAAGUUCCUGCUCCUGGGCAUGCGUCCCUUCAUCCCAGACAAGGACGUUGGGGUGUUUGAGAAUUUUCUGGAGAGUAUUGGGAUCCGAGAGGGCGGGAUUUUAACUGACAGCUUUGGACGCAUCAAACGCAGCAUGAGCAACACAUCAGCUACGGCCAUGAGAGGGUAUGACAACUGCUCCCUGGCCUCAGGAUCUCAGGAAUUCAACCGACGCAUCACUGACAUCACCCAUGACAUCCAGGCACUCGGCUUCCAGGACACACAUGGAGACAUUGAGGAGGAAGACUACUAUCUCUGAUGGAGGGCAAAGAGAAAACGAGAGAAAGUAAGAGUAAGAAAAUGAUCCUGUAAGACCAAAUAUGAAAAUUCAAAGAAAUUAUUAAAGAACAGUUAUGAUUCAUUUUCAGAGUAUUAUACAAUAGAUGCACAAUUAGACAAUACAAAUGUUAUUGUAAUUUGUUUUAAAAAUGAAUCACUGCUACUACAAUGAAAACUAAUACUAUCACCACUGACAAAUGUAUUUGUGUGUAUGUAUUUUGUUCAUAUAAAAACUUAGCCCGAGUGAACUAGAAUUUUCUUCUUGUGACUCUUAUUUAAAACAAAAAUGAAUAAAACUUUACUCUGGUCAUCAUUAUAAAAUACAUAAAAAGGAAAGCUAGACAUUUCCAGCAGGGGCAGUAGAGCUUUUUGUUCCAGGCUUCAUGACCCUUAUUGAUGAUGCAAAGCUUUUCCUUUUUGGAAGACAGCUUGUUGCUUGGGUUCACUGCAGCACACUGUGGCUCCUUCUUAUAUUGCUUCUGAAAGUCAAAGGUCAUGAGUCGUGAAUCUGGGAAUUCAAAAUGACUGUUUUUCUCAGUGGCUUUUGUACAUUUCUCAGAUCAGAAAUGAAAAUCUCUAAACUUGUUGUUCAACAUCCACAUCAUCCAGUCAUUUGUGCACAUUAUUUAAAUGUUUUCACAUUGUUUUUAACUGAUUGCAAAUGCUUUGGCAUGUUCAUGCAGCUGAUCAUGUUCAAUUGUCUGUUGUUUUCUACAUUAUCAGUUGCUUAUGUCAUGUUGAUCAAAAUGUAUUAUACUAUGUGUUAUCUGUUGAAUAGUCUGAUCUUCCACAACAUUUAGGCAUUAGUUCAUUUAAGAUGUCAUUAAAUGCCAAAUGGGGGAACUAGUUGUAUUUGUCAAGCAUAGUUCUAUACAGCUCUGUUAGACUUUUUUGCAACUUUGUCAGAAUUUUUGAAUUGCUCUAAAGUGAAUCUUGAUUUUCACUAAUGAAGGGGAUUGUGUGAAGCACAAGAUUAACCAAUGAUCUGCCAGUUCUCUACUGUAAAAUAGCUUAGAGGUGCAUCUCAUGAGCCUUCAACUGGUAAGCAUAUAUAUAUAUAUAUGUGUGUGUGUGUGUGUGUGUGUGUGUGUGUGUAGAAAGAGCACAACACAAUGUUACAGCUUCUGACAAUGAAAGAACAAGGAAAUGAAUAGUAUCAACUGCUGGGGAGAAGACGAAGAAGAAGAAGAGGGCUGCAUGGUGGAAGGGUACGGAGGUGAAACAGAGCAAGGGAGAGAAAGGGCCAAACACAUACAGUAAGCAUGUUCCCAAUGAAAUAUGGUCCAUACUUGUUGACCACAUUGUCAUUCAUGGCCUUACAAAGGCUGAGGCUGGUUGAAUGUUGGGAGAACAACUGUUCUGUCCAGGGACGUUUCUUCUGUUUACAUUUCUAAUGUUGCAUUUUUUUUCCCUUUGUGCUAUGCAGCGAUGUAAAAGUCUUUAUUUUCUGUAUCGCAAUAACAUCGCUGUAAAUCAGUAAAAGUGUAAUUGCAAAUACUGUCCAAUCUCCCACAUAGACUCACCACCCACUUUAUUAGGUCCAAUUGUACAAUUGCACGCACUUCAAUGCAACAUUCCCACCUUAACAUUGGUGUUUAUGAAG
This is a messenger RNA of Monopterus albus (swamp eel), 3612 nucleotides long. It is a transcript of the gene ccm2l, whose product is annotated as CCM2 like scaffold protein. Gene Ontology annotation, biological process: heart morphogenesis. The record is from RefSeq and is a predicted model, not a curated record. The transcript has 11 exons. Lineage: Eukaryota; Metazoa; Chordata; Actinopteri; Synbranchiformes; Synbranchidae. Bases 220 to 1989 code for a protein of 589 amino acids.